Lycium ferocissimum is the source of this 1048-nucleotide messenger RNA. RefSeq lists its product as uncharacterized. NCBI's taxonomy places the organism in Eukaryota, Viridiplantae, Streptophyta, Magnoliopsida, Solanales, Solanaceae. The record is from RefSeq and is a predicted model, not a curated record. Gene Ontology annotation, biological process: protein transport; 'de novo' cotranslational protein folding; protein unfolding. Gene Ontology annotation, molecular function: ribosome binding; protein folding chaperone; peptidyl-prolyl cis-trans isomerase activity. Bases 87 to 776 code for a protein of 229 amino acids. The transcript has a single exon.
AACGCCCUACAUCAUCUUAUCUUUGAAUUUUUGGUUUCCUUCUCACAUUUGCAAGAAAAAUACUGUAGAAGUUAAAGGCUCUCACCAUGGCAAUGACGAUGACCACUGCAAUGGCGGCAUCACCCUCCCGCCAGCUGUUUAUCAAAUCUCAACAUAGUAUCAUCAGCACUGUUCCCAAGAACGUGUUGUCCAGCCACGUGGCCAUUUACCCUGCAACAACAAUUACUAAUCAGGGAUUAUCAAACCACUGUAUAUUCUCGCAAAGAAGCCUAAGAUAUUUGGUCAAACCAAUAUGUGCAGCUGGUUCAAGUUUCGAGGCAGAUAUUGCUGAUGAUGAGUCUUUAAUAACCGUUAAAAAUGCAAAAAUAUCAGUUGAAUCCCAAGAUGCUGACAAGAUACGAGUAAGAGUAGAUGUAACAGAGGAAGACACGAAAAUAGUUUUCGAAAAAGUUUUGGCGAAUUUAGCAAAAUCAGCGCCACCUGUACCAGGAUUCCGUAGGGCAAAAGGAGGGAAAACAUCAAAGGUUCCUAGGGAUUUUAUGUUGCAGAUACUUGGUGAAGAACGAGUUACGAAAUUUGUAAUACGAGAAAUUGUUACUUCAACACUUGCUGAUUAUGUGAAGAAGGAGAAUUUAACAGUGAAGGAUAACAAGAUUAGUACUACUCAAAGUGCAGAUGAACUAAAAUCAUCGUUUGUUCCGGGAAAUGAAUUCGGAUUCAAUGCUACAUUAGAGCUUGAAAAAUCAGAAAUUGAAGCCACCACUAUAAACCCAUAGAAGACUUGUAACUUGUUCUUACUGUUUAAUUUCUUAGUAGGCGUUUGGCCAUAGAUUCCAAAUGUUUUUCACUUUAUUUGGAAUUUAUGGAGUUGGAGUUAAAGAUGGAGUUGUGUUUGGUUAUAUUUUUUUGCUAAGUAUAUUUGGAAUAAUGUUAUUUUGGAUGUACUUUUUAAAUUUGAAAUACAACAUCAAAACUGAAAAGCGAGUUAGGAAACAUGUUAUAAGUUGUUUUUCAAAUUUGAAAUAAUAGCUUCAAGUUAGAUUUGGAA